Messenger RNA from Pieris macdunnoughi, 984 nucleotides. The record is from the annotation of a GenBank genome assembly. Lineage: Eukaryota; Metazoa; Arthropoda; Insecta; Lepidoptera; Pieridae.
AUGGCUACCGCGAAAGACACGUCUGCUUUCUUGCGUGAAGCAGAUGCUAAAGAUUUUGAUAGUGUUUUAAAGUUAUAUCCACAAGCGAUUAAACUAAAGGCCGACCAGAAAACAAAGAGGCCCGAGGAGCUGAUAAAAUUGGACAACUGGUACCAAAAUGAAUUGCCCAAGAAGAUCAAAUCCAGGGGCAAAGACGCGCACAUGGUACAUGAGGAAUUGGUACAGCUGAUGAAAUGGAAACAAGCCCGGGGAAGGUUCUACCCACAACUAUCAUACCUCAUAAAAGUGAACACGCCACGAGCCGUCAUGGCGGAGACGAAGAAAGCCUUCAAGAAGCUGCCCAACAUAGAAUCUGCGAUGACGGCUUUAAGUAAUCUUAAAGGAGUCGGUACGGCCACAGCCUCCGCACUGUUGGCUGCUGCCAGCCCCGAGAUAGCGCCAUUCAUGGCCGACGAAUGCGUACAAGCCAUUCCUGAAAUGGAAGGAAGUGAUUACACUGCCAAGGAAUACCUCAAUUUUGUUAAACAUAUUAGAAACGUCUGUGAUAGGUUAAAUAAGGAUCAAAACGGUUGUGGCAAGAAAUGGUCACCGCACAUGGUAGAACUCACGUUAUGGAUACACCACAUAGUAUCAGACUUACAACCAGAACUACUCGGCAAGCCCCCAAAGAUCGCACCCACGAAUGGGGGAUCACCUUUGCCCAGUGACGAGAGCAAUCUAGAACCGCCGACAAAUGGUAAUGGUAAAUUAUCAUCAGAGUGCGCAGAAGACACAACAUCUUGCACAGAAGACUCCAUGGACGCAAAAGGCGCGUCUCCAUCGAAUCCAGCGACGCCAGCAUCCCCCUCCGACAACUCUGACUCAGCGUUGAGCACGCCCCGAGCUAAACGGCAAAUAGAAGAAGCGAGUUCAGAAGAGAACUCGCUGGGUGACGCGUGUGACGUCGCGCCGCCCGUCAAGAAGCUCCGAGAAGCCACGCACUGA